This is a messenger RNA of Iphiclides podalirius (scarce swallowtail), 663 nucleotides long. The record is from the annotation of a GenBank genome assembly. NCBI's taxonomy places the organism in Eukaryota, Metazoa, Arthropoda, Insecta, Lepidoptera, Papilionidae.
AUGGAGGUUGACGGCGAAAACGUACUAGGGAACAGAUACAAAUUAAAAGAGAAGCUGCUUCGGGCCACUAGAGUAGACCGUGUGCAAUCUGAAUAUGAGAUGAUACGCGCACGAUUCGUGAGUUACUUGGAAGAGGUCUUCGCCAAGGGUCUGCAGCCGCCGCAUUCUCGAACGUUCCACGAAAUUCUAUUCUUCAGCGACGUGGCCAAUGUGAAGAAGCAGAUAGUCGGUUCGCCACGCGGCGCCAUACACAUGGCGUUGAGCAAUCCCGUUCACUAUUUACAGUGUAAGUGCUGCGUACUGCCUUCGCUGGAUAGUGUGGCUGACACCUUACCGGACGUGUGUUUGGCUUACAAGCUACACAGAGAAUGCGGGAAACAUAUCAACCUAUAUGACUGGUUGCAAGCCUUCGCCGCAGUACUGAAACCUGAUGAGGAAGACGAUCAGCGUUUUAAGGAUACCAGUGUGCAGUGCACGUUUGAUAUCCUGAUGCUUAAUAUCAGGAUAAACGCCGGCCAUGAAUAUUUGCGACAUCCGGUAGGGUUGCCACCGUUGCCAUACGUUAGUAGAGCUCGAUUCACCCACGCCGUCGCCGAACUGCAGUUUUUAGGGUUUAUAAAGUCAUCUAAAAGAAAGACUGAUCAUGUAAUGCGAUUGACGUGG